Colletotrichum orchidophilum is the source of this 2421-nucleotide messenger RNA. RefSeq names its product elongation factor Tu GTP binding domain-containing protein. The transcript has 4 exons. Gene Ontology annotation, molecular function: GTPase activity; GTP binding. The coding region runs from base 1 to 2421 and encodes 806 amino acids. Gene Ontology annotation, biological process: translation. The record is from RefSeq and is a predicted model, not a curated record. Lineage: Eukaryota; Fungi; Ascomycota; Sordariomycetes; Glomerellales; Glomerellaceae.
AUGUCGCGCCACCAGGCAGUACGCAACCUCGACUACGAGGAGGCCCUAGAUGAGUUCGAAGGCGACGAUUACGAAGAUGAGGGCGAGUCUGAUCAGCUCAGCGCAGAGGAUCGUGAGGCCAUGUCGAUAGGAACAGCGACAGUGCAGAGUACUCUUGGUCCCGAUGCCGACAAAGUAACCGUGCAGCAAAUUCAAGAGUCGCUGUGGCACUACUAUUACGACAUUGAGAAGACGGUUUCUUAUCUACAAAAGAAAUUCAUCGCUCCGCCAGUGGCCACCAAGCAGGACAAGAAGGUCAAAGAUGCAGACGGGUUUGGUUGCGGAGGCAUGGACGACAAAAGUACGACUUGCGGCACAGCAUCAAUCUCAGCAUACCCAGUUACCAGGGUGGCAUUACUCUCCCCGGCUUCUUAUUUCCACGGCAUUCCUUGGAUGAAUGUUCCCAACAACCGGCAGUCCGUCUUCAUUCCUCCCUGUUCUCUUCCCGGGGGCCUUUUGGGCGGCGGUGAAGGUCCCAAGCUGUCAAAACUCCAGGCCCUGGCUGCAGCACGAAAGAAGAAGACAACCGAGGUGAACAGAACAGACGACAAGGUGGAUCGAGCCGAGAAGAGGAUGUCAACUCUUGCCAUUGAUGAAUCGUCCAAGGAGAAUCAGAGAGGCGGUUUGAGUAUGCUAGCCAAGCGACAGAAGUUGGCAGAAGGACCCGCCUCAAGGACUCAGUCUUCGAAGCCAGUCUCACCACCGCAGCAGAACGACGCGGCUACGGGAUCAGUCAACAUGGAUGUCGACACGGCCAACGAACCUCCUUCCGAGGAUCGUGAUCAGACCGAGGAUGAUUGCUUAGUGAUGCCAUCUACAAAACCAUCUGCCUUUGCUCAGACGCUGUUCGGAGCUGCUCAGGAUACUGCCGCCGCUGCUCAGACGUAUUCAUUGCCGUACAUGGACUCUUCCACCUUUGUACCCAGUGCUUUCUCUCAACCAAGCCCUGAUGACGUCGUGCUCGCCGCUCAGGCGAAAGCGGGCACCAAAUUCGACGCUGCCGCCAAGAGCGCAAGCAAAAAAGUGGUAGCCAAGUCGACUGGCUCACAAACUCCAACCCUCGAGAUGAAACAACUCCAGGUCGACGACUCAGCAGCACCGAAGAACAAAAAGCUGGACGUUAUGAAGGAGUUUGCGAAGAGCGAGAACAAAAGAAGCGCCAGCUUUGUAGUAGUCGGCCACGUGGACGCUGGCAAGAGCACAUUGAUGGGCAGAUUGCUGUUGGAGUUGAAAUACAUUGAGCAACAUCUAAUCGAUCGCUAUCGACGACAGGGGGAGAAGAUUGGAAAGUCAUCAUUCGCCCUUGCCUGGGUCAUGGAUCAGCGAGAGGAGGAGCGCGAGCGUGGUGUUACCAUCGACAUCGCCACAAAUAUGUUCGAGACCGAAAAGACACGAUUUACGAUUCUCGACGCCCCUGGUCAUCGGGACUUUGUUCCCAACAUGAUUGCUGGGGCAAGUCAAGCGGACUUCGCCAUUCUCGUCAUCGACGCCAAUACCGGGGCUUUCGAGAAGGGUUUGAAGGGCCAGACAAGAGAGCAUGCUCUGCUUCUGAGGAGUCUAGGCGUCCAACGCGUCAUUGUAGCUGUGAACAAACUGGACAUGGUUGGAUGGUCAAAAGAUCGCUUUGAUGAGAUCUCAGAGCAGGUCACGGGCUUCAUGAAAGGCAACGGCUUCCAGCUCAAGAAUGUCACCUUCGUACCCAUAUCCGGACUCAGCGGCGCCAAUUUGGUGGAGAAGCCAGAUGACGAGGGUCUAUCGUGGUACACAGGCCCGACACUCAUCGACGCACUGGAAGACUCGGAUCCGAUGGCGAGAGCGACAGAGAAGCCUUUCCGAAUGUCUAUCUCAGAAAUCUACAGAUCGCAGCAAAGCCAACUCACCGUAGCUGGCCGGAUAGAGUCGGGCACGGUUCAAAACGGCGAGGCAUUGAUUGUCCAACCAAGCGGCGAGGCUGCCUCAAUACGGUCGAUCGAGGUAGACUCCGAGGUGCAAGAAUGGGCCGUUGCAGGACAGAACGUCAAUAUCGGCUUGUACGGCAUCGACCCGAUUCACGUGCGCGUAGGCGACAUUAUCUGCACCAAGGCGGCCCCCAUCGAGACGAGCGAUACGCUGACGAUGAAGGUCCUAGCUUUCGACCACUUGAUGCCAAUGCCAGUGGAUGUCCAUCGUGGUCGUCUGCAUGCGGCUGGCAGAGUUGAGGGCAUUCCGGCUGUGCUGGACAAGUUGACGGGGGCGACGGUGAAGAAGAAUCCCAAGAUCGUGCAGCCAGGCAAGGUUGCGCGGGUGGUAGUCAAGCUAGAGUCCAAAGUGCCGUUGGAGGCUGGGCAACGAGUGGUGCUGCGAAGCGGUGGAGAGACAAUCGCGGCAGGGCUAUUAGAGUAA